AUGAGAAUUUUUGACUGGCCUGGUCGCGUUUCGGGCGCCCGUCUAAUCUUGAUCGGAAUCGCAAAUGCACUUGAUUUGACGGAAAGGCUUUUACCACGCUUGGUUGCUAGUCAUCAUCGCCCAUUUCAUAUUUCUUUUCAACCUUAUUCACGCGAGCAAAUUAUUGACAUUAUAUCGGCACGGCUGAGGGCUUCUAAUGAUAUUGCCGAAAAAACAAUUAAAACCUGCGGGUUGCCGUCGGCUGUAAAAUUUGAUCCCUUAGCUAUUAGGCUAUGUGCAUCUAAAGUUGCUGCCUCAUCUGGGGAUGUGCGUAAAGCUCUAGAACUCUGUGUACGUGCGUCUGAAUUAGCUAAAUCUGAAGCCUCUAGCUUAGACACUAUUGUUUCCUUAAAGGAAAAUAUUCCCAAUCCGAAUUCUGAUCUUCCGCCAAAACAUAUAAUCACAACAUUGAGACACAUAAGUCAAGCUAUUCGCGAAUCACAGGUUAGUUUUGAUGGUAGCUUGUCUUUUAAUACAUAUUGCUGUCUCGUGAUUUGGCAUAACUAUUAUUAA
This is a messenger RNA of Protopolystoma xenopodis, 552 nucleotides long. The record is from the annotation of a GenBank genome assembly. Lineage: Eukaryota; Metazoa; Platyhelminthes; Monogenea; Polystomatidea; Polystomatidae.